Molecule: messenger RNA, 624 nt
Organism: Sparassis crispa
Lineage: Eukaryota; Fungi; Basidiomycota; Agaricomycetes; Polyporales; Sparassidaceae
Exons: 1
Coding region: 1-624 (207 amino acids)
Source: RefSeq, a predicted model, not a curated record
AUGCAAAAACAUAUCGCAGUCCGGCCGAGAGCGAAUAGCGAACGUCCGCCAGACCUGCAGCUGGGCGAGAGCACCCCGCCGUGCGUGAGGCAAACCGCGCGAGCAAUCGUCCGAAUGCGCGCGCUCUCCAGCGAAGCAAAGCGAGCGGUGGCACGUUUGACACCCUGCGCUCGCGCUCGCGCGCGGAUGGGCGUCUUGACCAGCGACGCAGCACACCGUGCGGACGGAGCGUCGAAUCGUAGGUCUGUAGGGGCCGUGUCCCUCGCCGGAGUGCGCCCGGCGCGGAUCCAGGGACCGGACGAGGAGAGGAGCGCAGAGCGGGCUUCCCCGCCGUUUCCGCAGAACCACACGCGAGGGUCGAGGACAGACGGGGGGGCGGGGGGAGGUUCGCGUACGGUCUGCACGACAGGGGCGGAACCACGGCGUCCGCGUCGGUGGGCGUCUGCGCCAGGUAUGCUCGCGCUGCGCACUGCGCGGAGACGGGGCGGGGCGUGCGAUGCGAGGUCCAGAGCAGCGGCAACGCUCUGCCCGCGAUCGCGGGCGAUGCUCGCAGUCAAUCGCGGGCGAUUCUCGCACCUCGACGGGUGCGUCGCCGCGGGCCUGCGUCGUUCGAGUCGUCGUUAA